Molecule: messenger RNA, 3766 nt
Organism: Pezoporus flaviventris
Lineage: Eukaryota; Metazoa; Chordata; Aves; Psittaciformes; Psittacidae
Gene: GLIS3
Product: GLIS family zinc finger 3
Exons: 9
Coding region: 75-2396 (773 amino acids)
Biological process (GO): regulation of transcription by RNA polymerase II
Cellular component (GO): nucleus
Molecular function (GO): DNA-binding transcription factor activity, RNA polymerase II-specific; RNA polymerase II cis-regulatory region sequence-specific DNA binding
Source: RefSeq, a predicted model, not a curated record
GUCUUGGUUAUGGACCCCAGUGCAAGUCCAUUGGAAAAGGCAGCUACAACAAUGUAAUAGUCACCAGCAGUCCCAUGACAGUUCAAGAGCUGGGACCCGUUUCACUUCCUGCUAAUCAGGUUUCAACAGCAUGCAACAGCAUCAACCCUAGCUUACAGAGGUCUAUGGAUGUUUCCAGCCUGAGUCCUUCUCCAUCAGAUACAAGGUUGCUCUUGUCACAUGAAUCUCUGGCCUCUAUGACAUUAAGCUUGUCAGAAAGUCAGUCCACUUCGAGUGUUAAGCAAGAGUGGGCGCAUGGGUACAAGACACUUCCUUCUGUUGCUCCUGACCAAGGUUUUCAAAGCAGCAGUGAGCCUGGGGACUUACUAAAUUUUUCACCUGGAACAUCCGUGUCAGGUAACUUCAUAUCUAACUCAUUACUAUCCUACUUACAUGGCACAGAAAAUAAGCAUUCCUCUUACACUAGUCCUCACCAUUCCUCAGCCUGGUCUCAAUUAGCGUGCUCUAAAAAAAGAUCACUCUCUCUGUCUCCUCUGUCUGAUGGCAUUGGGAUUGACUUCAAUACAAUCAUCCAUACAUCCCCAACCUCUUUGGUGUCCUAUAUCAACAGUUCCAGGACAUCACCAGCAAAUGUCUCCCCACAGCCUGAGGUCUAUGGACAUUUUUUGAGAGUGAGAGGAAGCUGUAUGCCCCAAAAUUGCUCUAUUCCAUCUGCCCAGAAAGUCCUCCUCAUGUCUAAUGGCAAUGUCACCUUCUCAGGGUACACUGAUAAUGGGGCUGGCGAGUACCAGCGGAUGCAGCAGCUGAAGCAAGCCAGCUUGGAGAUGGGCGCUGCAAGUAACAUGGUGAUCCAGGUGGGCAUGCUGCCUGCAGACAACCAGGUGGUGGACAUCCUGAAAGAUGGACAGCUGGACAGCUAUUCGAGCCAUAUGGUUGACAUGCCUCUUCCACCCAUGCUACCACCACCUCCUUCUCAAGGGCCCCCACCACCAUACCACGCUCACCAGCACCGGCAUCCACACAACCUCCCCAGUUGUGUUCACCCAUUGGCUAUGGCUGUUUCUGCCCCGGGCUCCCUGCUUGAUGAAGACAGUGAGUCAGGCGAUUUCAAUGGCAAGUAUGGCUGUUGUUGGUUAGACUGUGGUGCACUGUACAACCAGCAAGAGGAACUUGUGUGGCACAUAGAGAAGAUUCAUAUAGACCAGAGGAAAGGAGAGGACUUUACUUGCUUCUGGGCAGGGUGUCCACGAAGGUACAAGCCAUUUAAUGCCCGUUAUAAACUGCUGAUUCACAUGAGAGUCCACUCAGGAGAGAAGCCAAACAAAUGCACAUUUGAGGGAUGCAAGAAAGCCUUUUCCAGACUAGAAAAUCUCAAAAUUCACUUAAGGAGCCAUACGGGUGAAAAGCCGUACCUUUGUCAGCACCCUGGCUGCCAGAAAGCAUUCAGCAACUCCAGUGACCGUGCCAAGCACCAGAGGACACACGUGGACACUAAACCUUAUGCAUGUCAGAUUCCAGGAUGUACAAAACGAUACACAGAUCCAAGCUCUCUGAGAAAACAUGUGAAAGCCCAUUCUUCCAAAGACCAACAAGUAAGGAAAAAGUUGCAAUCAAGCUCAGAGCUUGGCCUGGAUAUCCUGAAUGACUGCCUUGCAGUCCAGCCCCUCCAGCCAGCCCCAUCGCCACAUGAUGCUGCAGAUAAUACUUUGGGACACUCCCCAGGGCUUGCUCACAAUAUUUACCCAGCAGCCAUGUUUCCCAGCACACAGACAAGUGGAAGUGCACCAGCAUCUGGGGCACUGUCCUUGUCCCACACCAGCAGCCACCUUUCCCCAGGACAUAAUGUACAGGGUACUGCUGUCCAUCCUCUGCUCUCAGCUGUGGACUCAGAGAGGUUUGUUGCACCAGCUCCUUCUCCUCACCACAUCAGCACCCAGGGAAUUUCAGUUCCACACCACAUGAUGCAGAGACAGACGCCACAACCUCCCCACCUUCCACAGCCUGCAGGAAUGUCUCUAAAGACAUACCAGUCAGCAACAAACCCUUCUUUUCAACCAAAUAGCCUCCACAACCAAGGGUUAUAUGGGCAGCUUCAGACUUUCUGCCCUCCACAUUAUGCUGACACUCAGAAGAAUGUACAAGACAGUGUUUCUUGCAAUACAGUUCCUCCUUUUGAAGACUGCUUAGUUCCCACAUCAGUGGACCAGGCAGAACUUGACACUUUCCAUCAGACUUUUUCAACACACUCUGGUAUUGCAGUUUAUGACUUUCCAGCAGGGUCAGUAGGUAUCUUUGGUGAUUCAGCUCACAGCAUGCCAGAGGAUAGCAGUUUCCUACAAGUAAAUGCAGUGGAUCACUGUUCUAGCCAGCUUUCUUCUGUCUACACUGAAGGCUAAAGUAAUAUGAAUCUAGUCACAAGAACUUGUUAGCAUUUCACCUUGCUCUUCUGAUAUUUCUCUACAAAAUUUUUCUCUCCAUGAAACUGCCAUGUAUGUAUGGGGAUAUGGGUUGAUAUACAUACAAAAUGGAGAGGAAAAACCAGUCACCAAGCAUUCAUCAUGCAAUCAAGCAGUCAGCUGAGAAGGAGAAUGUUUGAAGAAUGCAAGCUUUGCCAAAACUUAGCAACUGUUUCUUUUCAUCUGUGGCACAGCAACUCUACUUUUUUUGUUCUUUUUUCUUUUUAAUCUCUUAAUUUCUCAAAGGGAAUUCACAGACUGAAUAAGAAAACUGCUUGUUGGCUGUAGUCCUUUCAAGAUGAAUGGGUGGACUUCUGAAGAGCACAGCUUUAGCAAAUUCCUGUUUAUCUUUUUUUUAUUUUUUUUUUUUAAAGAGGAAAAUAAGUAAACCAGAGCAUACUACAAACAUUUCAAAGGCACACAGAUUUUUGCACAACCUGUUCGCAUGUGAUGCUUCCAAAGUUAAAAACAUACCGGCAUCAAAAAGGGAGAGAAAUUAGACAUACAUCCUCGCAGUACCUUUUGAGGCUUUGGUGCAGCUCCUGUUUGGAGCCAAAGAUCAUUAGCACUGGAUUUCUUACAGACCUCAGUUUAGGUGUCUUUUUCUUCCCUCUGCAUUUUAACCCAUACAAUAUGGCCAUUGCUAUUUUUCCAAUAUUCCUUCUGACCCAGUGCUGUAUGAAGUGAAAAAGAAGGGUUAAAUGCACUACAUGAGAAGGUACAUAGACUUUGCCCAUAUUUAGCACAGCUGCUAGAUAAGAAAAAGUAUGCUUUAACUUUCUGUUGAUUUUUAAUUAUAUUGUAGAGCUUUAUUGCUAUAUAUGCUAUAGUAUUCUAUAAAAAGGCUUAAAAUAGACUGUAGAAAAGAUUAUUCCUUAAAUUCCACAGAUUUUUUUUAAAAGCAAUCUGUACUGAUUCAAUUAAAUUUUUGUUGCCCUAGCUUUUUUCAUUUUCAUAACACUUUUUCAGGAAGAAGAGCUACUUUUAAGUUUGCUAUGAUCCUUUUGGUUAUUUAAAAAUGUAAAAAUGAACUGGUCUGGUGGUUUUGAUUUUCCUAUUCAGUGUCAGGCUCUGGUCCUUAAAUUUAGUCCAGAAUGCAAGCUAAUGAGGUUGCUUUUUGUGAAAAGUAAAAGGGGAUGAGUUUAAAAUAGUAUUUUGCAGUGGACAUGUGUCAUCACUGUGAUCCUAUAUACCUUGGGAGCAACUCUUACAAGACUGAGGUUUUAGGUCGUUAAUUCCUGUCCAUCCAUUUUGUGGACUUCCUACUGUGUAGUGUUCAUUGCAAUAUUCAUAUAACUUGAUUUAAUAAG